AUGGUCGGGUGAAGGGGAAGGAUAUCCCAGCCGGACGUUGUCAUGGACACGCAGCUCUCACUUCCGACAGAGUGAAACAUGGUGGGGAAAAUAAAACAUACUCGGCAGAAGCUGCACCAUACGGCGGUCCGGAUCGGCUCCCAGGAGGAGAAUGUGCCGGCUGUGUCCGAAUACAAGCUCCCUGUAGAUGGGGAGCAGCCCGCGCCAUUGGCAUGGAGCAAGCAGGAGGGAGGAAAGGACUGGGCAUUCUUAUCGCCACAUAUUUUUGCCUCAACAAAGAUUGACCCUAAAGAAUUAACCCAGAAGUUGGACGUGGACACACAAAGUUUGGCAUCAGUUAAAAAAGAGGAGAAAAUUCAACUGCCCAAGAAGGAAAAAGCCAAACAAAGACGGGAACAAUGGUUGCAGAAAAUCGAGACAUUGAAACUUGAUCAGCAGGCUAAAAAGGCUCAGGCCAAGAGAAAAGCUACGCCUGUAGUUGGAGAUAUGCAGCCACUGGUGGAUGCCCUGCCAGAGCUCUCUGAGCUCACUACUCCUCGUAAGCCCAGAGCACCACGGAAGCAGCCAAAAGACGCAGUGAAGAAGAAAAAGCCUGAACCAACGGAUUACAGCAAAAUGAGACCUGCCCAGAAACGAAAAAUGAUUGAGGAAGAAGUUUCUCGUGUCCAGGAGUUGAUCAACGACCCUUCAUACAAGGCCAACCCCCUGUCAGCUGUGUCCGCGCACCUGCUGAAACGUUUGAAAGCUGAGCGAGAAGUCGCACCUAACCUCUGAUGAAGUGGCACAGCGCAUGAACUUGACAUCUGGGAUGUGGUAGAGAGGUCAAGAAACGACCUGCUGCAGGAAAUGCAAGAAAAUGGCAGCAGUUUAAUAAGACAAACUCUUCCACCAAAAUUGGGCUAACACUACAGCCAUGUAUGCAAGAAUGUGGUCACGUUUAUACUGUCAGAAACAUCUGGCAGUGGUUGUUAACACAUGUUGCCUUUUGAAACAUUUAUUACCAAGUAAUUAUCUAUGAGAUGAUCUGUGUCCAUCUGUUUUAUAUCUGAAACCUGGAUUAUGGCAGUAAGGACAUUUGCUUUCAAAAGUUGUCCGCGGUUUCUCAACUCUUUUUUUUUUUUUUUUUUUUUUUUUUUUUUAGUGCACAACUUUUUUAACGAGAACUUCACCUGCUUUUCUGGUGCUGGUUUUAUACUUAACCCCCCACUCCUAACACAACUGCUGGGUUUAACACAAAUAGCAUAUUCACCCAUUCAGUGUUGUCC
This is a messenger RNA of Rana temporaria (common frog), 1265 nucleotides long. RefSeq names its product family with sequence similarity 207 member A (gene SLX9). The transcript has 6 exons. The coding region runs from base 79 to 774 and encodes 231 amino acids. Lineage: Eukaryota; Metazoa; Chordata; Amphibia; Anura; Ranidae. Gene Ontology annotation, biological process: maturation of SSU-rRNA from tricistronic rRNA transcript (SSU-rRNA, 5.8S rRNA, LSU-rRNA). Gene Ontology annotation, cellular component: preribosome, small subunit precursor; 90S preribosome; nucleolus. The record is from RefSeq and is a predicted model, not a curated record.